AACCAGAAACCCUGUGGAAUCAAAAGAAAAGGGUUCGUAUGGGUCGAUCGUGAAUCGAAGCGUAUAGUUCAUGAUCAUCCUAUAUAUGUGUGUUCUUCCACUGUAUGCUUGAUCUCGGUACCGGACAGAGGCCGUCCAUACCUUUUGUUAUUUUGAUUUUCAUCUCGUUUUUCUCGUCCCUCCCCCCGCGUAGGUUUCUGUAAGUUUCUCUACCUGCAAAUUUUCCCGAGAAAAUAAUCCGCAGGGAUUUUCCUCCAAGAGCUCAGGCUGAACAAACGUCAAACUGCCUUUUUUGUUAACCAGUUUGAAACACUUCGGUCACGUCUUUUUCUUGUUUCCCCCAGAUCUCGAUCGUAGAACUCUCUCCCUCUGUCCCUCUCUUCUGGGAGUUUGUGAAGGACCCGCCAUGGAAGCUGUUGCUGCAUCAUACGCACCAGAUCAUCAGCCGGUCUCCCCAUGCAAGCAAAUCAAGGCGAUGCCAAGGAGAAACCACCACCACAACCACCAUAGCUUCACCGUCAAACCUUCUCCCACGAGCACCGUCCACGGCGGAGGAGGAGGAGGAGGAGGAGGUCACGCGCUACUCUUCGCUCGUCCACCUCCUCCUUCGCGUUCUCUGUCCUUCUCUUACCCUCCUCCAUCAUCAUCACCACCGCCGAUCUCCAACCCUCUCGGCUUCAACAACGUCCCUCCUCAUCACCACCGAGGCCAACCACCUUUGCUUCCUUUGCCAAAACCCUACUCUUCCCUCUCUCUCCCGGCCCCUAAUUCUAACAUAAGGACCAACAAGCCCAAGUCGUCGCCGUCACUCACUCCCAAGAAACCUUCUCCGAAGCAACCGAAAAGACAAGACCUGAACAACAAAAGGAAGGACUCCAAGAACCCAGGAAAAUCACCCUCCACCCCGCGUUCGGCAAACUCGUCAGCCGACGACGGCGUCGCGAUUAUCGGGUCGACAUGCUUGAUGGGUCCCGACCCGUAUAAGCUCCCAAGGGACAUCUUUGUGUCCAAGGGUGGUUCGUUGAGGGGCGACGUGGGGUUUCGCUCGCUCGUUCUGGGAGAUUUGGAGAAGUUCUCUGGCUCUGUGAUGUACGCAAUAUCGCCUCCUCCCAGCAGCUUGCCGUUGCCCAAGUUCUCCCUGCUGAGGCAGAAGCAGCUCAGCUGCAACGCCGAGGCCGCCGGAGUGGACGCUGGCGCGACCGAUGAUCUCCGGCGGGUCCUCCGCCUCCCCUGAACGCGUUUCUACAUCUUUUCCUCCCGAAGCUAAAGAAAGGGACAAACUCGAGCUAAAAGGGGUCCGCAAGAUCGCCCGACCUGAACCGCUUUUGGUAUGGUUUUGUUCUGGUGGUAUGGUGAUGUCGGUGUCUCCGUGUCUGUGUGUGUACGAAGAUUUUCCUUUGGGUCUUAUGUUUUCUUGUUUAUUGUCUUCUCUUCCUUUUCGUUUCUUGCUUCUGAAGAUCAGAUUUUGUGACCAUCACCUGCGUUUUUGAAAUGGGGUGCACAAAGAAAGUGAUCGACAUUAUAUGAAGUGGCUCCCGUCGCUGUAA
Messenger RNA from Rhodamnia argentea, 1547 nucleotides. Its product is annotated as WAS/WASL-interacting protein family member 1. Lineage: Eukaryota; Viridiplantae; Streptophyta; Magnoliopsida; Myrtales; Myrtaceae. Bases 407 to 1234 code for a protein of 275 amino acids. The transcript has a single exon. The record is from RefSeq and is a predicted model, not a curated record.